CCACUCCCCCACCGCAGCAGCGGGAAUAGGCGGAGCAGCUGCUAUCUUGCUGCUGCCACGGCUGGGGAGGCGGAUAGGGGGCGGGGGUUCAGGCUCUGGGCGCUGGUGAGUCCGGCCAAGCGGCCAGGGAAAGGCGACUAGGAGCCGGCGGCAAGGGGCAUGGUCCGGGAACCAACGCACUGAGCCGGGGCUGGCGGCCAGCAGCAGCAGCAACAGCAGUAGCAGCACAUCGGAACUUGGGCCGAAUCGAGCAGCCUUGUGCGCGCCGGGACCAUGGGAUGCUGCACUGGCCGCUGCACCCUUAUUUUCCUCUGCACUUUACAGCUGCUUGCUGCAUUAGAGAGACAAGUAUUCGAUUUCCUGGGAUAUCAAUGGGCUCCCAUCCUGGCCAAUUUCCUUCACAUCAUAAUUGUCAUCCUGGGCCUCUUUGGAACCAUUCAGUAUAGACCUCGAUACAUCGUGGUGUAUGCAGUAUGGACAGCCAUCUGGGUCACUUGGAACAUCUUCAUUAUCUGUUUUUACUUGGAGGUGGGAGGACUUUCAAAGGACAGUGAGCUUCUUACCUUUAAUAUUUCCCAGCACCAAUCAUGGUGGAGUGAGAACGGACCAGGCUGUGUCCGGAAGGAAGCCCCAGCGGCUGGGAUCGCAGGCUUGGACAGCCAGUCCUAUGUCUCUGUGAUUGGCUGUACUCUGGAGUAUCGGUACAUUGAGGUCAUGCACAGCUCCUUCCAGAUCCUGCUGGCGUUGGUGGGCUUUGUGUAUGCCUGUUACGUGGUCAGUGUCUUCACAGAGGAAGAAGAUAGCUUUGAUUUCAUUGGUGGAUUUGAUCCAUUUCCUCUCUACCAUGUCAAUGAAAAGCCCUCCAACCUAUUGUUCAAGCAGACAUACCUGCCUUCGUAAGUGAAGAAGAGGAUGCUGCACUAGUGCUCAGUAAAGAAGGGUCCAUCCCUAUCACGCGGAGACCCUGGUCUGAAGAAUUCAUCCCAUCUUACUCCUUAACACAAUGAAUGUACUACACAUGGCUGGGCCAUUUCCGUUUUGAGUCUGAGUGUUCCGAUGAUCCUCAUCUCCAUCCCAAGUGUCCUAGGACCCUGGGCCUUUAACCUGCCUUGCCUCAGGCCUGGUUCCAAAAACUACAGCCUGGAAGCCCUCACCUCCUCCCCCCUCCAACUCCUGCCUGUCUGGGGUCCCCUGGCCCACAGAGAUAGGCAUGGUCAUGACCCAGCUGCAGAUGCCUACUUUUUUUGUAAUUUUCUUUAAAAAAACAAAAACAAAAACAAAAAAUCACAUAUGUAUGUACUCACAGCUGCUCCUACCCCAUGGCUCAUGUCACAUGGGAUGUUCUUUGCAUCAACGGAGCAAAGUUGGUGGACUCUGUAUGUUGUAGUGAUCCCUCCUGCUACCCCCAGCCUAGGCUCGCCUUUGAGGUACAACAGGCACCUCAGGCCUUGUGAUGAGUUUGUCAUCUUUAUUCCAUGACCUCAGAGCACUGAGCUCUGAGUUCAGAGUGGAAGAGUCUGUCUGUGGGAAGCAGGGUAGUGAAAGAGAUGGCAGAGACAGGGGAGGCACAUGUAUAUAUAUACAUAAAAUAUGUAUGUACGUACACACAUGUUAAUGGAAUAUCCUUCAUGAGCCAUGGCCAUUGAGUGAACAAUUAAACUCAAUAAUCAAAUGCCA
Trichosurus vulpecula (common brushtail) is the source of this 1677-nucleotide messenger RNA. It is a transcript of the gene NKAIN4, whose product is annotated as sodium/potassium transporting ATPase interacting 4. The record is from RefSeq and is a predicted model, not a curated record. The transcript has 7 exons. Gene Ontology annotation, biological process: regulation of sodium ion transport. The coding region runs from base 274 to 900 and encodes 208 amino acids. NCBI's taxonomy places the organism in Eukaryota, Metazoa, Chordata, Mammalia, Diprotodontia, Phalangeridae.